AUGAUCAAUUUUGGUGACUUGAAAACCGCUUCGGCCCUGAAGAAGCUAGAUGAUUAUCUGCUUACCAGAAGUUAUAUAUCAGGGUUUCAGCCUACUGAAGCGGAUGAAUCCGCCAAUCCUGAACCAGCUAAAUGUACAUCGCCUGCCGCGAGUGACGAGCUCGAUUUAUUUGGCUCUGAUGAUGAUGAAGAUGAAGAAUAUGAAAAACUAAGAAGUGAGCGCCAGGCUAUUUACGAAGAGAAAAAAGCAAAGAAGGAUAUUCCUGCAGCAAAGUCUAUGGUUGUCUUUGAUGUAAAACCGUGGGGCGACGAAACUGAUAUGGCGGAGAUGGAAAAGGCUGUCCGUAGUAUUCAAGCCGAUGGGCUGUUAUGGGGUUCGUCAAAACUUGUCCCUUUGGCUUAUGGGAUUAAGAAACUCCAAAUUGCAUGUGUUAUUGAAGAUGAUAAGGUUGGAACUGAUAUGUUAGAAGAAGAAAUAAUGAAGUUUGAAGAAUUUGUGCAGUCAGUUGAUAUAGCUUCUUUUAACAAACUCUAG
This is a messenger RNA of Schistosoma mattheei, 534 nucleotides long. The record is from the annotation of a GenBank genome assembly. NCBI's taxonomy places the organism in Eukaryota, Metazoa, Platyhelminthes, Trematoda, Strigeidida, Schistosomatidae.